CCGCUACGGCUACGGCGGGGCGAGCCGGAACUUUUAUCCAUAGGAACGGGUUUACAGUGUAGAGUGUUGCCGGCCGGCCUCAAGGAGAUUAGAGUGCCAUCCUCUUCCUCUCACCGUAGCCGCCGCGGAGCGGUGCCGAGCCGAUCAGAUCCAGGAGCGCAGUUACCGGGCGGGCUGGGUCUAUGGUCGCUCCGCGGGCCGCUCCGCCGGCUGGUGCUUUUUUUUUAGGGCAAGCUGUGUUCCAUGGCAGGGAACUUUUGGCAGAGCUCCCAUUAUUUGCAAUGGAUUUUGGAUAAACAAGAUCUGUUGAAGGAACGCCAGAAGGACUUAAAGUUUCUCUCAGAAGAAGAGUAUUGGAAAUUACAAAUAUUUUUUACAAAUGUUAUUCAAGCAUUAGGUGAACAUCUUAAAUUAAGACAACAAGUUAUUGCCACUGCUACAGUCUAUUUCAAGAGAUUCUAUGCCAGGUAUUCUCUGAAAAGUAUAGAUCCUGUAUUAAUGGCUCCUACAUGUGUGUUUUUGGCAUCCAAAGUAGAGGAAUUUGGAGUAGUCUCAAAUACAAGAUUGAUUUCUGCUGCUACUUCUGUAUUAAAAACUAGAUUUUCAUAUGCCUUUCCAAAGGAAUUCCCUUAUAGGAUGAACCAUAUAUUAGAAUGUGAAUUCUAUCUUUUAGAACUAAUGGAUUGUUGCUUGAUAGUGUAUCAUCCUUAUAGACCUUUGCUCCAGUAUGUGCAGGACAUGGGCCAAGAAGACAUGUUGCUUCCCCUUGCAUGGAGGAUAGUGAAUGAUACCUACAGAACGGAUCUUUGCCUACUGUAUCCUCCUUUCAUGAUAGCUUUAGCUUGUCUACAUGUAGCCUGUGUUGUACAGCAGAAAGAUGCCAGACAGUGGUUUGCUGAACUUUCUGUGGAUAUGGAGAAGAUUUUGGAAAUAAUCAGGGUUAUUUUGAAACUGUAUGAGCAGUGGAAGAAUUUUGAUGAGAGAAAAGAGAUGGCAACUAUUCUUAGUAAGAUGCCGAAACCAAAACCUCCUCCAAACAGAAAUUCCCUGAGUGAUUCUCCACUAGUGGCAGGGCCUGAAGCUGCAAGAUGAUGAUGGACAAGAUAAGGCAAUAAUCCUAUUGCCACAGUUACUGUGAAGGAGAGCAGGGUCCAAAUGGAAGUCAGAACUCUAGCUACAGCCAAUCUUAAAACAUUCCGAAGAAUUCCGUAGUGGACCAGUUGGAAAUAAACCAUUGGACAGAUUUCAGUUAUGUCUUCAAUGGAACACAAAUGAAAAUGAAUAGCUUGUUUCUGUCAAGCAUAUUGGGAAGUGAUUUUAUUUUUGCAAAAUAAGUUUUACCUUACCUGAUUUGAUUCUAGUACAUAAUUGAUUGAAAUCUCUUGAUUAUAAAAGUUUGGAAAGGUUCUAAGGGGACCUACAGACAGACAUACAUAGACAUUUCAAAAUUAAUAACUUUUGAUUAGUAUAAUUUUUCUUAAUUUGGAUAAUAGAAAUUAUAGCUUUUUAUUAAGCCAGGAAACAUGAAGCAUAAUUUGUCUAAAAUUCUCUUUGGUCAUUGAAGGACCAAAAAAAGACAUAAAAAGUCAAAUAUAUGAGGGUUUUUUUCCCUCCUUAAGUUAAACUUUAAAACUGUAUUUAAGGAAUCAAAUCUUACAAAAUCCUGGAAGAUUUUGGUAACGAUAUUGAUAAUUUCAGGGAAAUUAAUCAAGUACCUAUUGAUUUAAAAGUGUAUUUUAUUCGUAGUUUUAGUAUCUUGCCAUGGAAGAUACUAGCCCAGCCUAGCAGAAAAGUGCAAUAUGUAUAGCAUACUUUGACAUUUUAAAAGUUAUAUUAAUUCCAUAACCAUUUUGAAAUGCUGGGCAAACUUAAAAAAAAAAAAAUCCUACAUGACCUUAUUUGCAUUUGAUUCACAGUUAAUCAGGCAUUUUGAAAGUUAAUUGGAUAAAACACCAUGAUAUGGUUGAAAUUUGGUAACAUUUUAAUGUUAAUUUUUACUCUACUGUGAAAAGUUUUUAUAUGACAUACACUCCCUAGUUUAUUUUUGUGUCUUAGUGUGGAUUUACAAAUUUACUACAGGUAUCCUGAGCCAGGAACACAAUCAGGUUUCAGGCCAGUUUGAUACUGGCCAUUCUUAAUUCUCAUGAGUGUAGGACUUGGACAAAUUGUUAUGUCAGUGGGACUGUGCUGUCUGUGGAACUUAAUCAUUUUCUUCAGAUUUGAAGGAGAGUGAUGAAAUUUGAAGUCAUAGGAUAUUGAUGUACAAUUUAAGGAUUAAGUUUUUUUAUAAAUCAAUUGUGAACAAUGGAUUAUUAAAUUAAGUGUUGACUUCCUAGUAUGAAACUUCAAGAAUAAAAGUAAUGUUCUCCAGUUUA
Molecule: messenger RNA, 2375 nt
Organism: Lynx canadensis (Canada lynx)
Lineage: Eukaryota; Metazoa; Chordata; Mammalia; Carnivora; Felidae
Gene: CCNC
Product: cyclin C
Exons: 13
Coding region: 244-1092 (282 amino acids)
Biological process (GO): positive regulation of transcription by RNA polymerase II
Cellular component (GO): mediator complex; nucleus
Molecular function (GO): cyclin-dependent protein serine/threonine kinase regulator activity
Source: RefSeq, a predicted model, not a curated record